AUGUCGCACCGCGAUCGUGACAUCUAUGACGACCGCGAGUCGUAUUACUCGACGGGUCCUCCCCGUCGCUCCCGUGCCGGCUCUGAUACGGACCUGUAUGAGCGGUUCCAAGAGGUUCGCCGUGACGACAGGAGGAUGCCUGUACGGGAGCGCGACCGGGACAACGACUCCGACUCUCGCCUGCCCUCGUUUAUGAGGCGCGAGGAGUCUCGUCGUCCAGUAGAGUCCUCUGGCCCGCUGGUCCUGCGCCAACGUGAGGUGGAGACUGUUACGAGGCCACAGCCCAGGUCGCCCAGCCAAGUCCGAUUUCAGGAGGAGCGCAGUUACAUCCGCCGGACGAGAAGCCCCAGUCGCAGUCCCAGCCCGCCCCCAACCAGAGAGAGGAUUGAUGUCAGGGAGACUAGGAUUAUGGAGCAGAACAGGAGGAGCCCCUCGGUCGAGCGGAUUCGGAGCAGCACGCGGAUAGUCAACAGGGAACAGGAACGGGAGCCAACGCCGGUUCGCAUUGUUCGACGUGGUCGGUCGCCCUCGGUUGAAAGAGAGCGCAUUCGCAUUAUUGAGCGUUCUCGAUCCAGGGAGCGUCUGCCAUCCCCAAGCCCGUCGCCCCCUCCUCCACCUCCUGUACCCGAGGUGAUUCGUGCGCCCACCAUCGAGAGGGAGGUUAUCACGCACUACAAGAAUAUUGACCACGGCACCAUCCACCUCCCCAAACCGCGCUCACCGCCGCCGCCACGCCCAAUCCUCAAACAAACUCGUGAUUAUGAAGUCACCACCACUCGCGACACCGAGAUCGAUAUCUCCCGCAAUCGCGACCGCACGGAAGUUGACAUCCACGAGACACGCCGUCGCCGCUCCGUGUCCCGGGAUCGUGGCGCUCUAGUUGUUGCCCGUCCACGGAGUCCAUCUCCCCCUCCACGUGUUGUCGAGACGGAGCGUGAACGCAAGAUCCGCGUUGAUAUCGACAACAACUCCCGACACCGUUCCACCAGCAUCAGUGCUGAGUUCCGCAAGGGCCAUGGCCACACGCACUCACUUCCCCCUGCCCGGCGACCCGACUAUGCGGAAGAGUCAGACCGUAUCACGUCCCGCAUCGACAACCGCGGUCGCAUGGGUGAGGCGUGGAACGGUGCCACCCGCGAUUGGACCAUCGUCGACGUCCCUCCUGGAACAGAACGUGUUCGCAUGGACGGCGUGGGUGGUGGCGCAGCCGAGGUGACUUGGCAGCGUUACAAUGGUGUCCGGCGCGCCAAGUUCAUUCCGGAGCGCGAGCGCGAUCGCGAUGACGACUCCUACACCAGCGUUAGUGAUCGGGAUCGUACCGAGUCCGAUCGUCUCGCAGUCGAGAUUCGGGACAAGCGAACGACGGAUGUCGAGAUUCGGGACAAACGAACGAUGGAUGUCGAGAUUGAGCAAACAACUCGGCGACGAUCAAGGCGCCAAGACGAAUCGAUGUGGACUGAGAUAACCAAAGAUCUCGUCUGCCGCGAGGCAAUAAUAGAUAUGGGUUAUGAUUUUGAGGAGACGGACCUUUUCUUCUAUGUGAUGCAAUACUUGAAAUACGAGGACGUUCUUCGCCUUGUCGAACUGUCAGACGACAUUCGCAGGCACCGCAGGAGACAUCUGCGCGAGGUUGAGUUGGAUCGCGAGUACCGCGACGUGGACUACUAUCGCCGUUCCAGCAGGCGGAACGGAGACAAAUACUACGACCGCGAGCUCGAGGUCGAUGUCGACAGAGAGGUCUAUUAUGAUCGCCGCCCACGUGGCUACCUACGCUAA
Pyricularia grisea is the source of this 1776-nucleotide messenger RNA. RefSeq lists its product as uncharacterized. Bases 1 to 1776 code for a protein of 591 amino acids. Lineage: Eukaryota; Fungi; Ascomycota; Sordariomycetes; Magnaporthales; Pyriculariaceae. The record is from RefSeq and is a predicted model, not a curated record. The transcript is spliced from 3 exons.